This is a messenger RNA of Olea europaea var. sylvestris, 932 nucleotides long. RefSeq lists its product as uncharacterized. The record is from RefSeq and is a predicted model, not a curated record. The transcript is spliced from 2 exons. The coding region runs from base 165 to 662 and encodes 165 amino acids. NCBI's taxonomy places the organism in Eukaryota, Viridiplantae, Streptophyta, Magnoliopsida, Lamiales, Oleaceae.
AUAAAAAAGAAAAAUGAAAAAAAGAAAGAAACUUCUCUUUAUCUUUCUGCCUUAUAUUUUCACUUCUUUCCACUUCUUCUUCCCUUCCCCUCUCUCCCCCUCUACAUCCUCUUCUUCUCUAUGUCUAUGUCUCUCUUUCAGAGAGGAGAUCAGAAUUAGUGACCAUGAAAAACACCAUUAGAUGCUGCAUAUCUUGCAUUCUUCCAUGUGGGGCCCUCGAUGUAAUUCGAAUAGUACAUACUAAUGGCUAUGUCGAAGAAAUCAGUGGCACUAUAAAGGCAGAAGAAAUCAUGAAAUUACAUCCAAAGCAUGUCUUGAAGAAGCCCUCAUCGCCGUCCGAUGAAGGAAUGUGUCCAAAGAUUGUUGUGGUUCCUCCUGAUGCAAUACUAAAACGUGGAAAGAUUUAUUUUCUCAUGCCUUUGCCUUCUCGAUCCCAUAAGACUCCAUCGAGAUCAUCUACAAGGAGAAAAAAGAAAGAAUCCGAAAAGGAAGAUAUUGCGAAAAACAGUGAUCUUUCUAUGAAAAACCUACUGGUUUCUGAUCAGUACUUAAGUGAGAUUUUAUCUGAAAAGCUUUCAACUCAGAGAGAUCGACGGAGAGGGCGUGUUGGCGUGUGGAGACCUAACUUAGAGAGAAUUUCAGAGACACCAGACGAAGCUUAAUGCCGAAUCGAUAGGAGCCUCGAAAAAGAAUUAUGAGAAAUGGUGACAAUGACUUCACUCUAUUCUGCAAGAAAACAUUAACAGAUAGAGUUGAAUCUUGAAUGUGGAUCACAAACAGUUUUUGGAGAGAGAGAGAGAGAGUAUUUUUUAUUGUGUUCAAUUGGGAUCAAAGGAAUUGUGUUAGAUAAGAAAUUGGUAUUGAAAAAGAUCCCACUUCUACUGUUCAUCAACAGUAUAUCUGUAUGUUAGUGUUUAAUUCUUGGACUUUAA